CAGUUGAAGGUGCAGGUUGGUCGGUGGAAUCCGGUCUCUCGUACUAUGACACUGUAGCCUACCAGUUUUUGAAAAUCAACCUGAUGAAAGUAAUGGACGGGACUGGCAGUGACCCUCAAGCGGGCUACUACAUGGCGCUGUACGGGGUCGUGUCCUUCGUGCUGGUACUGCUGGGAGUCAUGCUCAUGUACGUCGCCUGCUCCAAGCGUUACCGCCUCAACUGGUUCGAGAAGAACUUGUUGGAGUCGGCCGAUGUGGAGUUUAACAGAAGUAGUCAAGAAGCGUUGGUCGCUGGGUCCGUUGAGGCCAUGGCGUCUCAGGAGAGCGGCAGCAGGAGAUCUCUGAAUCGUUCUCCCAGCCAGGACAAGUUCUGGGUACCUCCUAAUCUAAAGAGACAGUCCAGCGUGUGUCAAAGCGAGGCCUCGUCAAAUGAAGAUUCUCCGCCCGGAUCUCCAAGAUCGCCAACACCCUCUCAGUUCUCACAGGGCCAAGCGGAACCCUUAGUCCGCAACGAUAAACAGGUGGUACUAACUACUACGAGACCAAGAGUAUCCAGCAUGCACACGAAGCUGGACCACACCAAGAUAGACACCACACUCUAUCAGUCAGCACCAUCUCGGUCCUCCAGUGAGCCCGAGGAGCUGAGGGGCUCUGUCCACUUGACCUUGACCUAUGACCCCGCCGCUGGCAUCCUCACCGUCAGGCUCAACGAGGCUCAUGAUCUGCAAGCCCGAGACUUCAGUGGAACAGCGGACCCUUACGCCAAGAUUCGACUCUUGCCUGACCGAAGUAAUGUUUGGCAGACGCGGAUACACAAGCGAACUCUCAAUCCUGUGUUCGACGAGGACUUCGUGUUCGAAGUGAGGCCGGCCGCGCUGGGCAGACGCUCGCUAGAGAUAAUCCUGUACGACUUCGACGCCUACUCUCGCCACCACAGCAUAGGCGGUGUGAAACUUCCCUUGGCCAACAUUGACCUCUCGGACAAGGUGACGCUGUGGAAGGGUCUGGGACCGUGCUCGGAGCAAGACUCUAAGGCUGAACUGGGGGAGCUGAUGGUGUCUCUGGCAUACUUGUCUUCAGCGGAGAGACUCACAGUGGUUGUCAUUAAGGCUAGGAACCUGAGAGUGGUGGAUGAUACUCGCUCUUCCUCAGAUCCUUACGUGAAAGUGUCACUAAUACACAACGGGCGCCGACUGAAGAGAAAAAAGACCAGUGUGCACCGCAACACGGUCAGUCCGGUGUUUAACGAGGCGCUGACCUUCGACAUCGUGAAGGAAGCGCUGAGCAAGAGUCGUCUGGAGUUCUGCGUGAUGCACGACAGCCUCCUGGGUCCCAGCGAGUCCCUUGGGAGAGCCAUGGUCAGCGCGGACACGGAGAAACAGUUCUUCAGCCAGAUGUUGAACAGCAAAACGGCGACAGCGCAGUGGCUAGCUCUAUCUGACCCAGAGUGAACAAUGACAUCAUCGACUGAAGGUUCAGCACACUGUUAUUGUCCCAAACCAGUAUCAGGUUACACUUCUGUAACCCAUCAGUUUGGUUACAGAAGUGGAGGUAUGUACCAUGUAUUUGUCGACGAUUUGAAUCACUCCUCACAUGAGAUUUAAUGUGUAAAGGCAUGUUUUUGAGAGGUGUAAGGACUCAUUAGUGUUCUGAUAUCUAGGAAAUUAUUUACUCCUAAAAAAUGAAAAACUAUCAACAAUGACUCUUGAACAGUGCUUUGUUGCCCUUGUGAUCUAAAUCGAUCUGAAUUGUUCUGUAAACAAAUGGAUAAGUUGACACAGUUGACAGUGUUAACAGGAAAAUGUUGUAAUUGUUAAUCAAACAAAUAUUUUAACGUUUGAGAGAACUGUUGUAAAUUUAAAGAUCACAAUGGCAGUACAGUCUGUCCAACUAGACCGAAUGAACUGUAGGAUCAAUUGAAAUUGAAAAUAGUAUAUUAUAUAUUUUAUACAUAGUUUUAUACGAAAACAAGACAAACAAUGCGUUAUCCACAUUAGCCACUCACAGAUAUAUCAGAAUCAUCAUAUAUAGUUUGGUUAAUAUUCUCGUGAAAGUGUUUAAGCAUUUGUUGUAUUUUGUGGGAAUAUGAUUGUAAAAUAAGUGUACAGUAGGCUGCGUGUAGCUGUACGCGCAACCUUGGCCUGUGAGGGUGAACUAAGUGCGUUUCUAUAAACAUCGACUACUGUUACAUCGCCGCCGAGCCGCUUAUCUCGCUGCUAGUUAGCCAGCCAGACCUUGGUGACGCGGUCAGUUACACGCUGCCAACUCUACACUACUCUAAUAUUGUUUCUUGUUCUUUGUCAGUUAAUGUUGAUUACUAAAUUUUAAAAUGUUUCCUUAAAUGUGUAUUACUUGGCUUCUAAAAGUAAAAAGUGCUUCAUAUCACAAAAAAAUACAGCUAGAGACAUUGCAGUCACUUGUAAUGUAACAAAUAAUUUUACCGAAAUGUACACCAUAACUUAAAAUUAUAUUUAAUGACAUUAUUUGCGUAAGUUAAUGUUACCAAUGCAAUCAUAUAUUUAUUGAUGUCUCGAUCCUAAAAUCGCUGAAUUUCAAUAAUUUUUACAUUUAUCCUCAUUAAUUAUUUUGAGUGUGUGUACAUACAUUUUCAUAAAUUUGAGCUAAUUAGUAUUGUUUUGUAUUAUAACUAAGUUUGUGAGCAUAAAUAUGUAUAUAGCCAAUAUGCAUAAGAACCAAUGAUUUACAAGUAUUGUUUUUAUUACUGUAGAGAAAUCAGUUUUAUCAUUAGUGAUAUUACAUCCAACAUUAGUAUUUAUUUUAUGUAUCGUGUAAUAUAAAUAUAUUUAUUCUAUCAUCAUUUUAGUUCAUAUUUCAGAUGUCAUAACGCGAAAAGAAAAAUAUUGCCUUAACAUGAUCAAUUAUUUAUUUUAGUUUUAAUUGUGACCAAGAAAAUAUUCUCAGAUAUUAUAUAUAAACUCAGAAGUACUUUAUCUGUUGUCUGUUAAUGUUUCAAUAAAUAAAUGUCUAUUUAUUUUGAAGGAGA
Molecule: messenger RNA, 3004 nt
Organism: Homalodisca vitripennis (glassy-winged sharpshooter)
Lineage: Eukaryota; Metazoa; Arthropoda; Insecta; Hemiptera; Cicadellidae
Product: synaptotagmin-5
Exons: 9
Coding region: 84-1451 (455 amino acids)
Biological process (GO): regulation of calcium ion-dependent exocytosis; cellular response to calcium ion; calcium-ion regulated exocytosis
Cellular component (GO): membrane
Molecular function (GO): calcium ion binding; clathrin binding; calcium-dependent phospholipid binding
Source: RefSeq, a predicted model, not a curated record